CACAAAUCGUACGUGCUCUUAACUCCUCAUGUCCCAUAAGUACCAUGAAGCUAUAAACUAAAGCUUCCACUCUCACCCUCCCCAACUAAAUAGUAAUUCCGUACCCAAAAAAGCACAAAACAACAUGAAUCGUCACAUUCGUACACCUAUGAUGAAUUUUCAACAAGUAUAUCCUCAUCUCUUUCAACAAGAGAUUUCAAAUUUGGGAAAUUCUAGUGUAAUGAAAAAGGAAGAGCCUAGAUGUGCACAAAUGACAAUUUUUUAUGAUGGGAAAGUAAUUGUGUUUGAUGAUAUUCCAGCUGAAAAAGUCAAGGGCAUCAUGGUCUUUUGCACCAAAGGAACUACUCCUACCUCUCAUUCUCAAAACCACAACAAUAACAACUAUGCUUUCAGAUUUGCUCAGAGUAACCCAUCAUUUCUUGCUAUAAAUUCAGCCAACAAUUCUCUUCAAAUGCCAUCCACACCUGUUAUUUAUGAUUUACCAAUGACUAGGAAAGCUUCACUUCAUCGGUUCUUGGAGAAAAGGAAGGAUAGAAUUGCUGCUAGGGCACCAUAUCAAACAAGUAACCAAAAAAACCAUAAUAAGCCAAUUAAUGAAUUCAUGUCAUGGCUCUCCUUGGCACCACAAUCACCACAAGACCACAGAUCAGAAUGUAGCUCCAGCUCUGUGUUUCUUUAACUUUUCUUUGUUUAACUCUAUAUAUCUAUGAACUAAAUGUUUGUGUAUGUUGUGGCUCAUGCUUAUUAGUACCCAUAAUUAAUUAAGAAGAGUGUAGUUCUGAUUGACCCAAAAGAAGUCUAAUUCUGGAAACCUCUACAUUCACUGUAUAUGCAUCUAUUUAGCAGUGUUGUUAUAGAAAAUGUCCUCAAUAAUCAAUAUGAUCAUUCUUCUCUCCAUA
This is a messenger RNA of Medicago truncatula (barrel medic), 899 nucleotides long. Its product is annotated as protein TIFY 10a-like. The transcript has 4 exons. Gene Ontology annotation, biological process: regulation of jasmonic acid mediated signaling pathway; regulation of defense response; response to wounding. Lineage: Eukaryota; Viridiplantae; Streptophyta; Magnoliopsida; Fabales; Fabaceae. Gene Ontology annotation, cellular component: nucleus. Bases 125 to 679 code for a protein of 184 amino acids. The record is from RefSeq and is a predicted model, not a curated record.